UUAAUGGUACAUCCAAUUUACUAUUUCCGCCUCAUAUUAUUUGCAACGAUUAAACACACAUAUAACACGUCAAAUCGUGAUAGUAUUUUAAAACAUGUAUAAAAUGAUGUAUAUGCCCUUGAUAUCCUUAAAAAUACUUUCUUUAAGACGGCCAACACAAUCUGAAGUGUUAUAGAGAGAAGAGAGUAUAACUGUAAUAAGGACCCUCAAAUCCCGGAAAAAUAAAAAUAUAAACCCUGAAAAAAAAUCAUAAGAAAAGUCUUCUUAUUUUCUUUUUUUAUAUAUUAAUAUUUUUUUUUUGUAACAGUGCCCCAUAUUAAAAAGCUGAAAAGAAGCACCAACAAGAUCCACCUCGAACACCCCUCCUCCACCACCCACCACCACAUUUUCUCUCUCUUUCUCUCCAUAACCAAUUGUUCAAUAAGCAAUUUUUUUUAUAGCAAAAUUUCUGUUUAUUGGGAUUUUAUUUUAUGGAAUUAUCUCAAUUGUCUCCUUUUUAUACAUAUUUCUUCAAUUAUCCUUAAUAAAACUCUCACUAAUCUUCUUCACUUGUUGUUGUACCCACAAAUAAUUUUCCCACCAAAAUUGAAAUUAAGCCAUACCCAUUUGAGACAAUUAGAUGAAUUUGUUUGGGUAAUUGUUGAAUUUUUUUGGGUAAUUUGAAUUUUUGUUGUUGAAGGUUGUGAAAAGUUUUUGUACCAAAAAAUACACAUACACAUAUAAAAGAGAAAAAAAAAAAAAGAGAAGAUGAGAGAAGAGGAGUCAAAUUGGUUCUCCAAAUGGGACGAAGAGUUACCGUCGCCGGAUGAACUCAUUUCUCUGUCGCAAACCCUAAUAACUCCCGAUCUCGCCUCGGCUUUCGAUAUUCGAAGCCCCGGGAACAACGGGAAUACCCCAAUCUCUAUUCUCCACCACCACGCAACGUCGUCGCCGCAGCUGCUCAGCCAAUACCACCACCACGGGGGGCAGCAGCAGAGCAGCUCGGCGCCCCAGCCGCCCCCUAAUCAACCCAACUCGUCUGAGUUUGACUCGUCCUCAGCCGAGUUGGGCGGGGGCGGUGGAGGUGGUGGUGGAGGAGGCGGGGCCACUUCAGGGGGUGGGGGGAAUGACGAGCCAGCUCGAACCCUGAAGCGGCCCCGCCUCGUGUGGACCCCACAGCUCCACAAGAGAUUCGUGGAUGCUGUGGCCCACUUGGGUAUCAAGAAUGCUGUACCCAAGACUAUAAUGCAGCUGAUGAGUGUUGAUGGUCUUACUAGAGAGAAUGUUGCAAGUCAUCUUCAGAAAUACCGUCUUUACUUGAAAAGGAUGCAAGGUCUUAACAAUGGUGGCGGAGCCGGAGGUGUAAGUGGUGGUGCUGGUGGUCCUAACGGUGGAUCCGGUGAUCCUGCUACUGAUCAUUUGUUCGCGAGCUCACCGGUUCCGGCCCAUUUCUUACACCAAAAUGGGCCCGGCGGUGGCGGUGGUGGUAGGCCCAAUUCAGACCAUUUUUUGCCGUAUAUGCCGGUUGCGGCCCUUAAUCACCAUCAGAUGGCGGCGGCUGUGGUUGGUCAUCAACAGAUUCAGGCCCAAUAUCAGCAUCAUCGACAGUUGGGCCAUUUUGGGUCGGGUCAAGGUGGUGGGCAGUUUGAGCAUCCGUUUUUGUCAAGGCAAGCCCAAUUGGGCCCAAAUAGAAAUGGUAUGAUGCAGAGUAAUUCUGGGUUUGUGGAAGAUGUUGAGUCUGGAACAGCCAACAAUGGUGGCAGGAAAGUCCUCACUCUCUUUCCUACAGGAGAAGAUUAAUAAUUCUUAAUAAUAAUAAUAAAAAAAAAAAAAAGAUUAUGACAAACAUUUCAUCAAUUUCCCAAAAAAAAAAUGAAAAAAAUUAUAGUUGUUGUGAUUAACUUGGGAUUAUUUGUUGGUUUCUAGUUAAUUAAUUGGCAAUUAGUGUUUGUUGAUGGGUAAUUUAGUCAUUUUUAGAUAGGGUGUUAUCAUGGGGCAGUGUUAAUUCUGGCUUCUUUGGACAUAAUUAAGCUUAUAUUAAUAUUAUUAUUAUUAUUAUUAAUCAUGGUGUAAUUAAUUAAUUAAGGAAGGUUUAUCUACAAUAUAGAGAGAGGUGUUAUCAUUUUCACUUCUGUUUAUAAUUAGGCUUUUCUAGUGACGGAGUAAAAUUGAUCAUUAUGUCACUUUUUGGAGAAGCAGCCUGCAAUCAUACUUGUUGUUUUUGAGUAUGUGAUCAUGUGCUGAUUAUUCUUAGUUUUCUGAGGCCUUCUUUUAUCAUUGAGCAAUGAAGAGGCAUCAUAUCAUAUGUAUAAGAUUAUGUCAUAAAUCUUGGUUGCUAUACUGUCGGACCCGGCCAUCGACAGCCUUUUCCGGUAAUGUCUGGAAAAAUAAACACCUGCCUCCUCGUUGAGAUGGGGUGGAUGUUUCGACAGCCUUCAUCUAGUGUCUAGUGACUGUAGUCCCAUAUCAUGUAACAGUUCAAAUGUAGUUUUAAUUUUUUUGUUGCCAAUGUAGUAGUAGUACUAUCAUGUAGAUGUGGUUCUUUCUUGUUGUAAAUUGUGUCAUUCAAUAUAUUAAAAGCCUCUGAUUUUCAUUACUUGCA
This is a messenger RNA of Chenopodium quinoa (quinoa), 2581 nucleotides long. Its product is annotated as transcription factor MYBC1-like. The coding region runs from base 748 to 1779 and encodes 343 amino acids. Gene Ontology annotation, biological process: regulation of DNA-templated transcription. The transcript has a single exon. The record is from RefSeq and is a predicted model, not a curated record. Gene Ontology annotation, molecular function: DNA-binding transcription factor activity; DNA binding. Gene Ontology annotation, cellular component: nucleus. Lineage: Eukaryota; Viridiplantae; Streptophyta; Magnoliopsida; Caryophyllales; Amaranthaceae.